UGCCUCAUUCCUGCUUACAGGCUUACAUGUACAUGGAGUAGAAAACACUACACCCGCUGCCUCUCUUUUAGCUACACUUGAUAUCUCCCUUCCUCUCGUUCCUUCGCAUUCAUGCCCAGCCAUUUGACAACAGAGACAAAGGCUCAUUGGAUUUUCACAACACCCACCAUCUCUCUCUCUCUCUCUCUCUCUCUCUCUCUCUCUCUGGUUUACUAAAUUCUCCAUUUUGAUAUUGGUCGUCCUUUCCACGAAUUAAAUCCGACCAUUAGAUAUUCGCCCCUUCAUCUUCCACUGCACUUCUCCUUUGCUCUGAUAGCUUCUUCAGCCCUCCAUCAAAUAUUCUCUUCUCUGGGGUAUUUAUGUUCUGUUGUUACUGUUCCGUUCCUUGUUAAUGGCUGCUGCAGCUGCUACUCAAAGCUUUCAGAACAGCAACAAUGACCACCAUCAAGUUAGUAGGCAAGAAAUCCAGGUCGCCAUUGCCAAAGCUGUAGAGCUCAGAGCUCUUCAUGCUGCUUUGAUUAAAGGGAACAGCCCUGCAAAUCGCAGGUUCCCUAGCUCUGUUUCUCCCUCUCUUUCACGUCCUUCCUCUCAGUUCUCAGCUCAUGAUUACCCUGUUUUUACUCCGAGCUAUGGAGAGGAGUCAUUACCUGGGUUUCACCACAAUCGAUUGGAGAAAACUUUAUCGGCAAAUUCUGAUGGGUAUGGGCUAGAUGUAGGAGACGAGGAUGGAGCCGAUCCGUCUGACACUAAAAAGGAUAUUUCGCCUUCCUGGAAGGGGUUUCCUUCUGGUUUGUUUGGCAGAGAACCCCAUGUCUGUCUGUCUGAAGAUCAUAAGUCUGUAAAAAGUUCUUGCACGAACCACAUUACUGCCCUUACAUCCCCUGGAGCUGAUUUUUUGAAGUCGAGCAGGAGUACCGGUUCCAGUGAUUUCAAAUCCGUCACAACCUGCAAUAGAUGCAAGCCUGCGGUUAUUACCACUGGAAGUGAUAAUGGAUCCAAACUCAUCAAGAAUUCUAAUCUCGUAGUGCCUCUAUCGGAUUCUCACUUGACAGUUCAGUCACAACCAAGGAGUAAAGGAGCUAUCCUCUCAUGGCUCUUUCCUCGGUUAAGAAAGAAGCACAAGAAUGAGACGUCCCUAAACCGAACAGAAUCUGAACAAGUAUCUCAGAUUUUCAAGGGCUUGGGAAUCAUGUCGCUCGAAUCAUUGAAGAAAGAACUGAUGGAAGCUAACGAGCAUAGAGAUGCAGCUUUAAUGGAGGUAUCAGAGAUGAAAUCUUCCUUGGGGGGUCUGAAACACAAGCUGGAGUACCUUGAGGCCUACUGCGAAGAGCUGAAGAAAGCUCUGAAACAAGCAAUGCUGGGAAAAGAUGCUCAAGUCCCUGAAAAGUCCAUUAAUUUGCUGAAAAGAGGGAAAUCAAUUGAUGGAAAUGGUGAUAACCUAAUGCCUGUUAGCCAUGAAGUAAUGGUGGAGGGUUUUUUGCAAAUUGUAUCUGAAGCAAGAUUAUCAGUGAAACAGUUCUGCAAGAUUCUUGUUGAGCAGAUUCAAGAAACAGACAACAAUUUGAUGGAGAACCUAAAUUUGCUUCUCCAACCACACAAGCUGACUUUUAACUCAAAGUAUUCAAAGGCAGUAUUGUACCAUUUAGAAGCACUCAUAAACCAGUCUCUCUUUCAGGAUUUCGAGAACUGCAUAUUCCAGAAGAAUGGUUCACCCAAAAUCUUAGAUCCUAAGCAAGAACGCCAAGCUCAGUUCUCAUCAUUUGUUGCACUGAGAAACCUAAGUUGGAAUGAAGUUCUACGCAAGGGAACCAAGUAUUACAGUAAAGAAUUCAGUAGGUUCUGCGAUCAGAAGAUGAGUUGCAUCAUUUCCACACUGAAUUGGACUAGACCAUGGUCUGAACAGCUACUCCAAUCAUUCUUUGUAAGUGCCAAGUGCAUUUGGUUACUCCAUCUGCUUGCAUUCUCAUUCAAUCCCCCAAUAGCAAUCUUGAGAGUUGAAGAGAAUAGAUGCUUUGAUGCCCUAUACAUGGAGGAUAUAUUUGUAGAACAACAGAGAUCACAAACUCCAACUAGAGUUAAGAUCAUGGUGAUGCCAGGAUUUUAUGUUCAAGAUAGAGUGCUUAGGUGUAAGGUUCUCUGUAAGUAUAAGGCCAUUCGCUAAUUUGCAAUUCAUUUCUGUGCCAUUUUUGCUCUUCCUCCAUGGGACUAACCAAAAGGGUGUAUCAUUUUUUCAGUUGUUCAUGAGCAGUUUCAAUCAAAUGUAUAAGUUUGUAUGUUUUGAAUUUUAAGUUAAUAAAUGCUUGAAAGAGAGCUUCUUUUUAUUUCAA
Molecule: messenger RNA, 2327 nt
Organism: Nelumbo nucifera (sacred lotus)
Lineage: Eukaryota; Viridiplantae; Streptophyta; Magnoliopsida; Proteales; Nelumbonaceae
Product: DNA double-strand break repair RAD50 ATPase
Source: RefSeq, a predicted model, not a curated record